Molecule: messenger RNA, 1631 nt
Organism: Jatropha curcas
Lineage: Eukaryota; Viridiplantae; Streptophyta; Magnoliopsida; Malpighiales; Euphorbiaceae
Product: GLABROUS1 enhancer-binding protein-like
Biological process (GO): regulation of DNA-templated transcription
Cellular component (GO): nucleus
Source: RefSeq, a predicted model, not a curated record
UCCUUGUCUUUUUCUCUCUCUCCCUCUCUCUACGUCCUCUCGUCUCCGAUUCUUCAACUCAAUUGAAACCCUAACUCACUGUUUCGUCAAUAUCAAUGGCACCAAAACGGUCAAAACCCUUGGAAAAUCCACCGCCCGUUUCUUCUUCUGAUGAAGAGGAAGAAACGUCCAGUGGAGAAGAAGAAGACGGAGAAGAGGAAGAAGGAUCUUCGUCUGAGGAAGAGGAAACUUUAACACCAAUAAUAAAGCCACCACAGGCCCAAGCUCCCAAACCAGCAGUCAAAAAGCCCGAUUCCACCACCCAGCGAGCUGAGUCCGAUUCCGAGUCCGAGUCUGACUCUGAUUCUGAGGAUGACGGGAAAGCCACAGUCAAGCCAAUCGCUUCUAAGCCAAUGGAAGAGACUCCGACCAAGACCACUAAGUCUAGAUCCAAACCCUCGGCAUCUACUUCAUCUGUCACUAAAUCAAUUGUGGCAGUGAAAAGGGUUAGUGAAGCGGAUCGUGACCCGAAAGACUCAAAACGGCCCAAGAAGAAGGAAUCGGAGUCUGAUGGAGUUGUUGAAAAGUCGGAGGAUACAAAGAAACAACUCUUUCAAAGGCUUUGGAGUGAGGAUGAUGAGAUUGCGGUGCUAGAAGGGUUAAUUGAAUAUGCUGAAAAGAAAGGAGUUGAUCCUGCAAAGGAUAUGACCUCAUUUUUUGAAUAUAUUAAGAAAUCGCUGCACUUUGACGUCUCUUUAAGCCAGCUGAAAGAUAAAGUAUCAAGACUAAAGAAGAAGUUUGAGAACCAUGUGACCAAAGGCAAAAAGGGUGAAGAUAAAACAUUUUCCAAGCCUCAUGACCAAAAAUCCUUUGAUUUGUCGAAAAGGAUAUGGGGUAGUGCAGCAGGAGUGGAAUCGAGCGUCAAGUCAAAUGGCAAAGCAAUUAACAAUAAUAAUUCCAAAGGUAAGGGUUUGGCUGCAUUGAAGGCAGAAUUGGGUUUGGGUUCGGAUGUGGACAAGGAGGCGGAAAAGGUUGACAAGAAGGAGAGCCAUUCUGGUUUGAAACAGAUUUCUGAGUUUGAUAAGGGUGUGAGUGUUUCAGGAAUGGAGGAUUUUGUGGUUAAAAGGGGACUGGAUAUGCUUGAUGGUGCCAAAAAAGCUGAGAUGGAAGAAAAGUGGAGAGAGUUGCAUGUGGCCGAGUUGGAAUUGUUUCUGAAGCGGAAUGAGUUGAUAAGGGAGCAAGCAAAGCUCAUGUUGGCAGCAUAUAAGACUGAGUAGGGUAGACCUUUUGAAGACCAACUUUACUAUGGCAAGAGAAAUGAGGCCAGCCCUUGUAGGAAUAAAGAACGUAGAUAGACAGCAGGAAAUUUGCUAGAGAUGGAACUGCCACGAAUUGUUUUCAGGAAAACUAGCAGGUGAUGACUGACUGUUGGAUUCAAAACAACUGUUGAGGUAGUGCAGUCACAUUUAACUACAUUCGCGUUGAAUAUUUUUGCAAUUCUAAUCUUGUGAUGGUAGUUUGUAACUGGAUGGAAGGUUUAGUUUAGUUUCGCUGUGAUUUGUAUUUCUGAAGGUCUUCUGGAUGACCUGUUUGUAUGUUCAUCUUAAAAAGCUAGUCUUCAAUUUAAGAAUAGUUUUUAGUGUUGAUCGUUA